Molecule: messenger RNA, 886 nt
Organism: Macadamia integrifolia
Lineage: Eukaryota; Viridiplantae; Streptophyta; Magnoliopsida; Proteales; Proteaceae
Product: mavicyanin-like
Exons: 3
Coding region: 79-648 (189 amino acids)
Cellular component (GO): plasma membrane
Molecular function (GO): electron transfer activity
Source: RefSeq, a predicted model, not a curated record
AGAGAGAGAGAGAGAGAGAGAGAGAGAGAGAGAGAGAGAGAGAGAGAGAGAGAGAAGAGGAAAAAGAAGAUAUUGAGAAUGGGUGGUGGUGCAAGAGGAGCAGUGGUGGUGAUGGUGGUGGUGAUAUUAAUAUUGUCGGAGGGGACAAGAGGAGGCAAUGCCACAAAACAUGUGGUGGGUGGGAGUCAAGGGUGGGAUGUCUCUACUGAUCUCACCUCUUGGGCAUCUUCCAAUACUUUCAAACUAGGAGACCAACUCGAGUUCAAGUACACAGUGGGUUUGCACAGUGUAGUGGAACUGGGGAGCGAGAGUGCGUACAAGAAUUGUAACAUAGGGAAUUCUGUGAACUCAAUGAAUGGAGGGAAUGACGUGGUGAAGUUGACUAAGACUGGGACAAGGUACUUCGCUUGUGGAACUCCAGGCCAUUGUGCUCAGGGCAUGAAGCUCAAGAUCAACACUCUCUCUGCUUCUGCUUCUGCUGCCAAUAAUACUGAUUCCUCUUCUUCUUCUUCUUCUUCUUCUUCUUCAUCAUCUACUCCUACUCCUACUUCUACUUCUUCUGCUUCUACGCUGCAAUCUUUUGCUUACUUGGUUCUGACGAUGUUAUCUGUUUCCAUCACCAUUUCACUUCUUACAGUAAAGAGUUAGCUAAAAUCCGGAUUGUAUAUCUCAUGGUCUUGAGUUAUGAUAUAUGUGUGUGUGUGUGUGAGAGAGAGAGAGAUAUGUUUUAUUUUAUCUUAUUUUAUUUUAUAUAUCCAUUAAUAUUAUGAUAAUUAUUGGGCUGACCCUUGGGGAUUUGAGAAUUGAGACAUGAGAGGAAAUGAAUAUACUUGUUAGUCAUGGUUUGAAGUAGAUAUUAUAUGCAUCUCUACAAGAUUAUUUCAUU